CGCACUGGAAGAAUUGUUGACGUUCUGAACUACAACUCCCAACAUGCAUCUCUCUGUUUACCUCCUACGUCGACUUUAGGCGUCAAAAUAACGACCUCAAAACAUUGAAGUUGAACAAAAUUGACAACAUAAUGUGAAACUUUUGGGGGACAAUUUCACUUUUCUGAUUAACAGUAAACGUUUGUGAGCUUUUAUCGACACUCGUUACGUCUUCUGUGUUUUUACAUGAAGUUAAAUAGACUCAAUGUUACCUUUCUUUUUCAAAUUUCGCGCUGUUCGCUCCGCCAGCAAAGAGAUUAGCUGGCUAGCACUUUAACUAGCCCCGCUGCUCUAAACCGGCAACGAAAUAUUACAUUGAUUAUAGUGUAUAACAUUUUUAACUUUUUACAUCCGAGUUUCCACAAACCUAUUUUAAAUGGAGGUGACGGACAUCGGAAACAAAGAGGAAGGGAAAGUCUGGCAUCGAAAACCAGCACCGGGGAAAAGUGUGUUAGUGACUGUGGUCCGCACUGCUCAGCAGGCCAAGACGGUGCGUUUCCUCCAUGUGGCCUUUGACACCACAGGAGAUUCCUUCCUCGCUGGUGAUCACCAUGGCAACAUCUAUGUCUUUGACAUCAGUAGAAACAGAUUUCGUCUGGUGCAGAAGACGGGACAGGCCUGCACCGCUCUGGCGUUCAGCCUCCGAAGGACCACAGAGUUCCUUGUGGCUCUGGUUGACUACACCAUCAAGUGCUUUGACAAAGACACAAAGCAGCUGGUCAGUUGGAUGCGUGGUCACGAGGGAGCAGUCUCGUCCAUCUCUGUCCACAGCUCAGGCCGCUACGCCAUCACCACGUCUUCAGACACAGCUCAGCUGUGGGACCUGGACACCUUCCAGAGGAAGAGGAAGCUCAACAUCAAGCAGUCUGUUGGCAUACAGAGGGUGUUUUUUCUGCCUCUCAGUAACACCAUCCUCAGCUGUUUCAGCGAUGACUCUAUCUUUGCCUGGGAGAGCGACACACUGUUCUGCAAAUACCAGCUGCCUGUCCCUGACUGUGGACCCAAAAUCUCCUACAAGGCUUUUGCUGUUACGCGCAAUGGAAAGAGCCUUGCUGCUGGUGGGCGCUCCAACCUGCUGCAUCUGUGGUGUCUGGACAGUCAGCAGCUGGUCAGGGUGGUUCAGAUGCCCACACAGGUUCGAACUGUCAGACAGCUGGAAUUCCUGCCCGACAGCUUUGACGGAGGAGCCAACCAGACACUUGGUGUAUUGAGCCAGGACGGCGUGAUGCGUUUCAUCAACAUUCACACCUGCAAGCUUCUCUUCCACAUUGGUUCCCACGACGACGCCAUCACCACAGUGUCGGUCAGCCCCAACGGCCGACACGUCGUGGCCAUCAUGGAUAACGGCAGCAUCAAUGUGUACAGUGUUCAGAGUCUCACACAGGAAUUAAACAAGCCUCCUCCCUCCCAGGUGGCAGUAGUCUCUGAUGCUGAAGCUGAUCAACUGUCAAACCUUAGGGUCAAGGUCAAGUCAGAGGUUGUUCAGAGACAAACAAAAAGCCGGACUCAGGUGAAGAUACUGAGACCCCCUGCUGGUUCUGGUACAGCUGAGGAUAAAGAGAAUGAGCUCCCUGCUGGUCUGAAUAAGAAGCGACUGGUGUCUCUGCUCAAAGCAUUUGGAGAAUAUCCUGCUAAAUACAGGAUGUUUGUGUGGCGGUCCCUGUUGUGUCUCCCAGAGAACCACGCAGCAUACAGCAGUAUGACAGAUAAAGGCCUGCAUUCAGCCUACCUCACUCUGCAUGAUAAGUAUCCCAUCAAAAGUCACAAGCUGCAGAGGGGGCUGCAGAGAGUUUUGUCUGCGUUAGCUCACUGGGCAUCCAUCUUUGGAGAGGUGGAUUAUCUUCCCCUGGUAGCCUUCCCUUUUGUCAAACUCUUCCAGAACAAUCCGAUGCUCUGCUUCGAGGUGGUGGUCACAGUUAUAGUGAACUGGUGUCAGCAUUGGUUCGAGUACUUCCCCAACCCUCCUCUGAACAUCCUGAGCAUGGCGGAGAACGUCUUGGCUCACCAUGACAAGGAGCUGCUGCAGCACCUAGUGGACUGCGGCAUUACUUCACAGCUCUAUGUGUGGCCCCUGCUGGAGACCUUGUUCUCAGAGGUUUUAAUUCGUGAUGAGUGGCUCAGGCUCUUUGACAACGUCUUCUCCAACCAUCCAUCAUUCCUGCUCAUGGCCUGCGUGGCCUACAUCACCUGCUGCCGUGAACCUCUGCUUCUCUGCGCCCAGAAACAGGACUUCGAGUACUUUUUUCACCAUCGUAACAACUUGGACAUGGGAGCCAUGAUAAAAGAAGCCUACAGGCUGAUGAGCGGCACGCCAGCUGACAUCCAUCCCCGGACAAUGCUCUCUGACUUCACACCACUUACCAAGGGCCAGUACCCCGUGUUCAACCACUACCCAGAAUUCAUAGUGGAGUAUCAGAGCCGGGAGAGGGAGAAGAUACGGCUGCAGGAGAUGGAGUACCUCCGCGAGAGGCAGGAGGUAUCAGCGAUGCGUGCAGAUUUUGUGCGUCGCCAAGCUGAAGAGGAGACCUACUACACACAACAGGAUCUUCUGCAAAAGGCAGAGGAGCAGCGCAGAAACAUCCUGGCACAAGAAGAUGAAAAACUAACACAACAGAGGAAAAAGUUGGCAGCCAUGAAGAGGGAGCUGAAGGUGAAGGAGUUACAGCUGCUAGAUGCAACUAGAAGACGUUUCCUCAAACACCAGCAGGACCUGAAAGCCUCGCAGAUACAAAGACUAGACCAGGAGAUCGGUAGAAAGAUGAAUCUCUGUGAGCGAGAAACAGCCACAGCAGUCCAGGAUCUGGAAGUCAGACAGAUGGAGCUGGAGGUUCAGAGGAGGCGACUUGAACAGAACCUGUUGAAGGAGCAGGAGCGCAUGGGACGAGAGGUCGAAGAAGAGGUGGAGUUGAGGAUGAGGAAGGCAGAGAGAGAGGAGAAGAGCUACACAGAGCAGCUGCACAGCGCUCAGGCAAACAUGCAGGCCCUUGAAGAGUCCCUGGCGGAGGCGUGCCAGCUGGGCUUGGAGUCGGACUGGCAGAAAGAGGUGGCAGAACGCCUGCGGCAGGUCGACGCCGAGCAGGAGAGGAAAAGGGAGAGACUGGCAGUGCUUCACAGGCAGACCCUGGCAGAGGAGGAGAGACUGGCAGACACUGUGAGAGAUGUGGCUGGAUGGAAGUGGGAUGAAGUGACGAGUACGAGGGCCAAAUUACAGGAGCAGCGACUGCCAAGGUGUUCAGCAGACACAGACGGCCAGAGACAGACUAGAGGACUUCCUCAGAGACAAAAUGCUAACACUGCUGUUGAUGUUGGAAGCACGGCUGCCUGUCCAGCAGUCAAAUCCAACGCUGCCACCAACAUGUUGUGUCUGAACAGCAGAUCACCUUCAGAGAGCACCUCUACCAACUUCUCUCUGGACCGAGGCCGGGCCCAGCUGGACAGCAGCGAGAGAGAACUGCUGAGGGAAGUCCGAGAGCUGAGACACAAGCUGGCAGCUAGAGCCAGAGAGGGCAGCUCUGCCUCCUUACAGUCUGUCCACACACUGUCCUCUGUCUCCCAGUGACCACAAACUGCUCCGCGUCCGCAAUGUGUCACUCAACAUAUUCUUUGUCUGGAGCAAACUAGAACAACAGGAAAGAUGACGCGUCUUACCUAGCAGCUGUUAUCUCAUGAAAACAUACAUUCCAU
This is a messenger RNA of Scomber scombrus (Atlantic mackerel), 3723 nucleotides long. RefSeq names its product TBC1 domain family, member 31 (gene tbc1d31). The transcript is spliced from 23 exons. The coding region runs from base 416 to 3598 and encodes 1060 amino acids. Gene Ontology annotation, cellular component: centrosome. Lineage: Eukaryota; Metazoa; Chordata; Actinopteri; Scombriformes; Scombridae. The record is from RefSeq and is a predicted model, not a curated record. Gene Ontology annotation, molecular function: protein binding.